Magnolia sinica is the source of this 2147-nucleotide messenger RNA. Its product is annotated as pyruvate kinase isozyme G, chloroplastic-like. The transcript has 13 exons. Gene Ontology annotation, biological process: glycolytic process. Bases 156 to 1874 code for a protein of 572 amino acids. The record is from RefSeq and is a predicted model, not a curated record. Gene Ontology annotation, cellular component: chloroplast stroma; cytoplasm. Lineage: Eukaryota; Viridiplantae; Streptophyta; Magnoliopsida; Magnoliales; Magnoliaceae. Gene Ontology annotation, molecular function: pyruvate kinase activity; potassium ion binding; magnesium ion binding.
UUAAAAAUUCGUCCGAUUCUUUUGACGAGUUCGUUGGCGCGCGCGGAACACGGGCCGAGAGAAUCGAACGCUACCUUUCCCUCUUUCCUAUAAAUUGUCUCUACUUCUGUCUCUCAAAAAGAAUAGAAAUUCAAGAACCUUCUAGAAGGAAAGGCAUGGCGUCUGUGACGGAGAUGAGCUUCUCCACGCAAAUCUCAGCAUUGAAAUGCGUAAACGAGAAAGGAAAGCGCUUCCAUCGUCUCUCGUCGUCUCCAUAUCUGAGUAGAUUUUCAUCUGGAAUCAAAUCAGGAUCUGUCGGCAACGGUCUCGCGGUGUCCAUGAGAUUGACGGAGAGAAAUGAAAGAGCUGAUCCGGCAAAAGCCAAUGGUCCUUUAGAUCUUGAAAAAUCGAACUCCUCUGGGUUUCUUUCGAAUGUUUACAAGUUGGGGGAGACAGGUGCAAGAAGAAAAACAAAGAUAGUUGGUACAAUUGGGCCUUCAACAAAUACACGUGAAAUGAUAUGGAAACUGGCAGAAGCAGGAAUGAAUGUAGCAAGACUGAACAUGUCCCAUGGAGACCAUGCGUCACAUCAGAAAACUAUUGACUUUGUUAAAGAAUAUAAUGCUCAAUCUAAAGACAACGUUAUUGCCAUAAUGCUGGAUACCAAGGGCCCUGAGGUUAGAAGUGGAGACUUGCCUCAGCCUAUCUUGCUUAAGGAGGGCCAAGAGUUCAAUUUCACUAUUAAAAGAGGAGUUAAUGCUGAAAACACUGUUAGUGUAAAUUAUGAUGAUUUCGUGAAUGAUGUAGAGGUUGGGGAUGUAGUAUUCGUUGAUGGAGGAAUGAUGUCAUUAGUUGCAAGAUCAAAAACAGCAGAUUUGGUUAAGUGUGAAGUGAUUGAUGGUGGAGAACUUACGUCAAGGCGUCACUUAAAUGUACGCGGAAAAAGUGCAACCUUGCCUUCCAUCACAGAAAGGGACUGGGAAGAUAUCAAGUUUGGGGUAGACAAUGAAGUUGAUUUCUAUGCUGUUUCUUUCAUUAAAGAUGCUAAAGUGGUCCAUGAGUUGAAAGACUAUCUCAAAAUCUGCGGUGCAAAUAUUCAUGUGAUUGUCAAAAUAGAAAGUGCUGAUGCGAUACCCAAUCUUCAUUUGAUUAUAUCUGCAUCUGAUGGGGCAAUGGUGGCUCGUGGAGACCUUGGAGCUGAGCUUCCUAUUGAGGAAGUUCCUUUAUUGCAGGAGGAUAUCAUCACAAGGUGUCGUGGCAUGGGAAAACCAGUGAUUGUAGCAACAAACAUGUUGGAAAGCAUGAUUGACCAUCCAACUCCAACAAGGGCAGAAGUCUCUGACAUAUCUAUUGCUGUGCGAGAAGGUGCCGAUGCUAUCAUGCUAUCUGGCGAAACUGCCCAUGGGAAGUAUCCACUGAAGGCUGUUAAGGUAAUGCAUACCGUGGCGCUGAAGACUGAGUCAAUGUCAUCACACAGCAUAGUUACUCCAGGUCCUGCUUCUGAUUUCAAGCUUUAUCAGAGCCACUUAAGUACCAUACUUGCUCUCCAUGCAACCACAAUGGCAAACACCCUUGGCACAGCCAUCAUUGUUUUUACAAGAACAGGAUCCAUGGCGACGCUGUUAAGCCACUAUCGCCCUUCCUCUAUCAUCUUCGCAUUCACAAAUGAAGAAAGGGUUAAACAGAGGUUGGCACUUUAUCAUGGGGUGCUGCCUGUAUACAUGGAGUUCUCCGACGAUGCAGAAGAGACCUUCUCUCGUGCUUUGAACCUUGCACUGAGUCAAGACCUGUUGAAGGAGGGAGAGCAUGUUACUCUUGUCCAAAGUGGCAGACAGCGGAUCUGGCGUCGCGAGUCCACACACCACAUUGAAGUCCGUAAGGAAAGAUGGGAUUAGGCAAGAUCCCCACACAAAUAUUAUUGAAACAAGGUAAAAGAAUACACCAAAAACACUAAUGAUUAGUGAACUCAGAUGCUUUAGACAGACGCCUUUCCACCUGAAAAUCAUACAUGUGAAUUACAUAUCAUCGAAAAUGUCGGAACGAUACCAAGGAAGCUCCAUCAAUGGACUUUUUGGGAAUGGCAAAAAAAUGAGGAAAGAAAAUGACUUCUUGGCAAAAACAUAUUAAAUGGAGUUUUUUCAUUUCCUGAGGUUUCUGCAUUGGUCUCC